Molecule: messenger RNA, 3695 nt
Organism: Cornus florida
Lineage: Eukaryota; Viridiplantae; Streptophyta; Magnoliopsida; Cornales; Cornaceae
Product: serine/threonine-protein kinase-like protein ACR4
Exons: 1
Coding region: 641-3427 (928 amino acids)
Biological process (GO): protein phosphorylation
Molecular function (GO): protein binding; protein kinase activity; ATP binding
Source: RefSeq, a predicted model, not a curated record
UCUCGCUCUCGCUCUCUCAUAGACGGCAUUCACCGUUAUCACCCAUUCAUUCAUUCAUAGUCUGCAAAUAGCAAAACUCUGCAACCAACCAACCAACCAUGAAUCCUUCCCAACCCAAAACACUUCACUUGCCCACCAACACUCUGCAAACCAAAGCAUAGAGGAAAUAAAUAAAAGAAACAACCUUUUCCGUGAAUAGGUACUGACCGUACUGUACCAUGAUCAACUUAAAAGGAACCAAUUAAGUUCGAUCCUUAGUGCGUUGUUUGAUUCAAUGUCUGCAGAUGAUUUCCAACUCUGUUUCUUGGGUGGAAGACGAAGGCUCUGUUUUGAACAGUGGGAGGAGCCCGGGAAGCUUGAAUUUCUGACAUGGGAAUUGAAGAAACAAACAGCGGACACAUGGGUUUUAUCUUAUUUUGGUUGAUAUUGCAGAAAUUAGUUCCUAUUCAAGUUGAAACCUUUUGAUUCUUGUCUUGGUAAGUUCCUCCAAUAGUGCUGUUUGGCCAUGGAAGUUUAUUUAUGUUAAUUUUGCAAUAGUAUUUUCUUGCUGAAAAUUCAAGGUACAAGCACACAUUGUUGUUCAGUGAUUUUGGUGGGCAUUGUGGUUUAUUUUGAAUAGUUGGUUUGGUUUUCUCGUGUAAUGGACAUUUGGAGGUUUUGGGUAAGAGAUUUUGUUAUUGGGAUCCUGAAAAUCGACAGAGGGAAGCCUAGAUUUCUUGUACAACUUCCCAUAAUAUUUGCAGCGUUUUUUGAGUUAUGGGGGUUGGUUUUAGGUCUAGGUUCCAUGUCUUCCAUUGCCAUUUCAUAUGGUGAGAAUGGUCCUGCUUUAUGUGGUCUGAGACCAGAUGGGUCACAUCUAGUGAAUUGUUAUGGAUCAAAUUCAGUUAUAAACUAUGCAACUCCAGCUCAUAAUACUUUUAAGGGUCUAACUGCCGGCAAUGGCUUCGUUUGUGGCCUCUUAAUGGACUCAAACCAACCUUAUUGUUGGGGAAAUAGUGAUUUUAUUCAAAUAGGUGUUCCUCAACCCAUGGUUAGAGGGUCUGAAUACUUGGAAAUCAGUGCUGGGGAUCACCAUUUAUGUGGUUUGAGAAAACCCUUAAUUGGAAGCCGCAGAAACACUUCUGUCAUCGACUGUUGGGGUUAUAACAUGACUGCAAACAAUGUGUUUGAUGGGCAGGUCCAGUCUAUCUCAGCUGGUUCUGAGUUCAACUGUGGAUUGUUUUCUCAGAAUAGAAGUGUUUUCUGUUGGGGUGACGAGACUAGUAGCCGAGUAAUCAGCUUAAUUCCCAAGGAAAUGAGAUUUCAAAAGAUUGCAGCUGGUGGGUUUCAUGUUUGUGGAAUUUUAGAGGGGGUGAAUUCUAGGGUGUUUUGUUGGGGAAGGAGCAUGGACUGUGAAGAAGAGAUCUCCGUGGUGCAUUCUGGUCAAGUUAAUGUGGACUUGGCUCCGAAUGUGUCCAUGCUUUCAGUUGUUGGAGGUAGAUUCCAUGCUUGUGGAAUAAAGAGCUAUGAUCGUGGGGUGGUUUGUUGGGGUUUUAUAUUUGAGAGAAGUACCCCACCUCCCAAUGGAAUUAAGCUCUAUGAGAUUGCAGCUGGGGAUUACUUCACUUGUGGAGUUCUUGCUGAGAAAUCUCUCCUGCCUGUUUGUUGGGGUGAUGGGUUUCCCUCCUCCCUACCGAUAGCCGUUUCUCCUGGUCUCUGCAAGCCCAGUACUUGUGCGCCCCAUUUCUAUGAAUUUAACAAUGGAAGUGCAUAUUGCAAGUCUCCUGGAUCUCACAUUUGCUUGCCAUGCACCAGUGGUUGCCCUGCUGAAAUGUACCAAAAAGCCGAAUGCACUUCAACAGCAGAUAGACACUGUGAAUUCAACUGUUCCAUUUGUGCCUCAGCUGAAUGCUUCUCAAAUUGUUCUUAUUCCAAUGCAUUGGCUGGAAAGAGUAAUCAAAGGUUUGGGUCACUUCAAUUGCCAGUCAUUAUAGCAGAAAUCGCCUUUGUUGUUUUCUUGGUGAGUGUUGUGUCUUUGACUGCAAUUUUAUACGUCCACUACAAGUUAAGGAACUGUAGAUGCUCAGCCAAAAACAUGAAAUCCAAGAAAAUUAAUUCUGGGAAUGGUUCUUUCCAAAAAGAUGGUGGGAAAACUUGGUCUGACUUGGAUGAACUUAAGAUUAGGAGAGCUCAUAUGUUUACUUACAAGGAACUUGAAAAGGCCACUGAUGGGUUUAAGGAAGAAUCCCAAGUGGGAAAGGGAAGUUUUUCAUGCGUCUUCAAAGGGAUCUUGAAGGAUGGGACAGUUGUUGCGGUUAAAAGGGCUAUAAUGUUUCCUGAUAUGAAGAAGAAUUCAAAUGAGUUCCACACUGAGCUAGAUCUACUCUCUAGAUUAAAUCAUGCCCAUUUGCUCAAUUUACUUGGCUAUUGCGAAGAAGGUGGAGAGAGGCUUCUGGUUUACGAGUUUAUGGCUCAUGGCUCUUUGCAUCAACACCUCCAUGGGAAGAACAUGGCCUUAAAGGAGCAAUUAGAUUGGGUAAGGAGAGUUACCAUUGCAGUCCAAGCAGCUCGGGGAAUUGAAUACUUGCAUGGUUAUGCUUGCCCACCUGUGAUUCACCGAGACAUAAAGUCUUCAAACAUUCUGAUUGAUGAAGAACGAAAUGCCAGAGUAGCUGAUUUUGGUCUAUCUUUGUUGGGACCUGCCAACAGUAGCUCCCCAUUGGCCGAGCUACCUGCAGGGACUCUUGGAUAUCUUGACCCUGAGUACUAUAGGCUUCACUACCUUACAACCAAAUCUGAUGUGUACAGUUUUGGCGUUUUACUUCUAGAAAUUGUGAGUGGUAGGAAAGCCAUUGAUAUGCAAUUUGAAGAAGGAAAUAUAGUUGAAUGGGCAGUUCCUUUGAUCAAGGCCGGAGAUAUACAAGCGAUUCUGGAUCCAGUCUUGAAACCCCCAUCUGAUCUUGAAGCUUUGAAAAGGAUUGCAAAUGUGGCUUGUAAAUGUGUAAGAAUGAGAGGAAAGGAUAGGCCAUCGAUGGAUAUAGUGACGACAGCUUUGGAGCGAGCACUUGCACAAUUGAUGGGUGGUCCAAGCGAUGAGCAACCAAUUUUGCCAACUGAGGUGGUUUUGGGAAGCAGUAGAUUGCAUAAGAAGCCCUCUCAAAGAUCUUCCAAUCAGUCAGUCUCAGAAACCACCGAUGUCUUAGAAAGUGAGGAUCAAAGGUUGGAGUUUCGAGCUCCUUCGUGGAUCACUUUUCCAAGCGUUGCUUCUUCUUCACAGAGGAGGAAGUCCUCGGCUUCUGAGGCAGACAUCGAAGGGAAGAACUUGGAAGCCAGAAAUGUGGGCAAUGGUACUGGAAGUGUUGGGAAUGGGUUGAGAAGUUUGGAAGAAGAGAUUGGACCUGCUUCUCCUCAAGAAAACAUGUACGUACAGCACAAAAUUAGAUUUUGAAGAAGAAAUGACGAAAUUAUUGGUGGGUAUUUAGUUUCUUGGAUGAAGAAAUGUAAAGGGAAAAAUGGGAAGGAUGUAAUUUUCUAUUGCCAGUUGCCACCACCAUUUCUACCGCCACAAAUGCUUUGUUGGUGUGACUUUGAGCUCAUUUUUCUUGUGCAAUCAAUUAAGUGUAACAAUUUGCUCUUUUACCUUUCAGGAAGAUUAGUCUCCAACUCUCUAUAUAAUUAGAUUUUGUACUUAGAAAUUUAUUUGCUUCUUUAUACGA